Molecule: messenger RNA, 1179 nt
Organism: Psammomys obesus (fat sand rat)
Lineage: Eukaryota; Metazoa; Chordata; Mammalia; Rodentia; Muridae
Product: heat shock transcription factor, Y-linked-like
Exons: 1
Coding region: 1-1179 (392 amino acids)
Biological process (GO): regulation of DNA-templated transcription
Molecular function (GO): sequence-specific DNA binding; DNA-binding transcription factor activity
Source: RefSeq, a predicted model, not a curated record
AUGGCUGAGGCCCCUUCAGAAACACUGGAUGUUUCCCCUAAUGAUCUACCAACGGAUUCAGAACCCUCUUCCAGUCAUCCUCUGUGUGACAACACGGGUCAGAAGGACUCAGACUUAUGGGCUAUUAUUGAGGAAAGUGCCUUUCAGGUGUUGGCUCAGCGAUUCUUGAUAAAGAGGCCACCUCAUACCCUCUGUGCCUCAGAACCAGAUGAAGACAGUAAUUUGUUUUCUAUGACCUUCCCCAGAAAACUUUGGAAAAUAGUGGGAAGUGACAAAUUUAAGUCUAUUUGGUGGGAUGAAGAUGGGACUUACAUCGUGAUUAAUGAAGAACUCUUCAAGAAGGAAGUGUUGGAAAGAAAGGCCCCCUUCAGAAUAUUUGAAACCGAUAGCAUGAAGAGUUUGGUUCGACAGCUUAAUCUGUAUGGAUUUAGAAAAAUGAGACAGAAUUUCCAGAGAUCUGCUUCUCUCCCUGACUUUCUGGCUGAAGAAAAAGGAGUCUCUGCCUCAUGUAAGUUACAGUUUUAUCAGAAUCCAAACUUUGUGAGAGACUGUCCCCAUCUUAUAGAAAGAAUGAAAAGGAGAAUAGGGAUUAAAACGGCUUCUCGAGGAGCUGCUCCAUCGCUUCCAGAUUUCAAGAACAAACACUUUAGUCCAGACUUGGGCAACAUGGAUGACCACAGUUUGGGUGUAGCUGUCCGAACCAGUGAGAGAAAUCUGUUGUCUGGCCCUCGUGUUUCAAAUGUAUAUCUGAGACAGAAGCCUUCUGUCUCCCAAGGAGGUUCUGAUACAAUGGAUAUGAUGAGAGGUGACUUUCCUCUUGCAACAUCAAGUUCCUUUAGACCCCCUGAGGAAAUGCUAGCACAGUGCCCUGCUCCCUUAAAGGAGGUGUCCUCUCUUCAUAUGGACUCACAGAGACUCUACACUCAAGCAAAUGACAACACUGUGAAUUUCAUUAUAACCUCUAUUUCUCAAAACCACAGAGAUGUGUCUCACUUGUGGAACAGUUGUAUUGAAAUGCAAGCGGAGCCUUCUCCUUUUCAACCUGGCUAUCCUCAUUUUUCAUCCAGUUCAUCUACCUAUUCUGACUCAAAACCAGUAGGUGAAUCAGAGUUACCAAUAUACAAGGAAAGGGUAGCAUCUACUCCAUCGGCAUCCACAUCAAAUCAUCCAUCUUCAUGA